CUGGGCUCCCCAGGCUGCUCAGUCCAGCUCCUCAGCGCUCACUGUUUGCUCAGCUGAACGCUCAGCCGCAGGAAUCAUGAAGCUGGCCCUGUCUCUGCUGCUGGUCACUCUGGCCCUUUGCUGCUCUGAUGCAAAUGCAGAAGUGUGUCCAGAGCUUACUUCUGUAAUGUCAAACUUCAUGUUGUGGCCUAAAGAGCGCUUCAACAACCAGAUUCAAAAAUUCGAUGCACCUGCUGCCGCUGUACAGGCCGCACUGCAAGGGAAGACAUGCGUAGACAAACUCUCCCUGUGGGACCGAGUAGCACUUGCCCAGUUUGUGGAGCUAUUAAAGAUCUUGUGUAACAAGCAGCUUAUAUAAACCUCACCUAUGAGGGCCCCUGCUUUCACUGAUGCCCUGACCUUCCCUGGAAAAUGUAGAGGUUUCAACGUCUUGCUUCAAUAAAUCACUUGCCCUGCA
This is a messenger RNA of Myotis lucifugus (little brown bat), 457 nucleotides long. Its product is annotated as secretoglobin family 1D member 2-like. Gene Ontology annotation, biological process: signal transduction. Bases 77 to 358 code for a protein of 93 amino acids. The record is from RefSeq and is a predicted model, not a curated record. NCBI's taxonomy places the organism in Eukaryota, Metazoa, Chordata, Mammalia, Chiroptera, Vespertilionidae. The transcript is spliced from 3 exons.